Molecule: messenger RNA, 1660 nt
Organism: Tarenaya hassleriana
Lineage: Eukaryota; Viridiplantae; Streptophyta; Magnoliopsida; Brassicales; Cleomaceae
Product: cyclin-B1-4
Exons: 7
Coding region: 203-1423 (406 amino acids)
Biological process (GO): mitotic cell cycle phase transition; regulation of cyclin-dependent protein serine/threonine kinase activity
Cellular component (GO): cyclin-dependent protein kinase holoenzyme complex; cytoplasm; centrosome
Molecular function (GO): cyclin-dependent protein serine/threonine kinase regulator activity
Source: RefSeq, a predicted model, not a curated record
UCAUUUCGCAUUCGCCCAGAAAUCUCUGAGAAAGAAUCAAACGUUCAUCGACAAAAAUUUGGACUUCGAGAGAGAGAGGGUGGCGACUGAUUGUGGAGAAACCGGGACGCGAAGUAGCCGUCUCCGGGAUUUCUUUUCGUCUCUCUUCACGAGUAUCGGAGGAGUACUGAUUCAGAUCCAAGAUAAGGAAGAAGAUUCAACGAUGGCUUCGAGAGCUCAGCUCCUUCAUCAGCAACGCGGAAUUGAAGGGGAGAUGGUGAAGCCAACAAACGUUGUGGGAAAUGGAAGGAACAACAGGAAGGUUCUUGGAGACAUUGGCAAUCUUGUGGUUGACCGUGUUGUUCAGAACGGAAAGGAUCUGCAGAAACAUAAAACCGAAGCGGCUAAAGAAUUCGUUGGCGUGACAAAGGCUGUAGCUUCACUGAAACUACACCAGAAGACGAAACCCGAGGUUAUUGUCAUUAGCCCUGAUGAAAACGACAAGAGCUUCAGUUCUGUUCCCAAAAAAACUCCCAGAAGAAGUUCCAAGACGUUCAGUGCAACCCUCACAGCUCGAAGCAAGGCUGCAAGUGGAACUAAAAAGGGUGUGAAGGAUACCGUGAUUGACAUUGAUGCAGCGGAUGCUGAUAAUGAACUGGCUGCCGUGGAAUAUGUGGACGAUAUCUAUAUGUUCUAUAAGAUGGCAGAGGUUGAGGGAAAAGUCAGAGACUAUAUCGGAUCACAGCCUGAAUUAAACACAAAGAUGAGAUCGAUUCUCAUCGAUUGGCUGGUCGAAGUUCACAGAAAGUUUGAGCUCAUGCCCGAAACUCUCCACCUCACCAUCAACCUUAUCGACCGGUUUCUUUCGGCGAAAGUUGUCCCGAGAAGGGAGCUUCAGUUGCUGGGCAUAAGCUCCAUGCUCGUGGCCUCCAAGUACGAAGAGAUCUGGGCACCAGAGGUCAAUGACUUUGUCCUCAUUUCAGACAAUGCUUAUGUCAGAGAGCAGAUUCUGGCUAUGGAGAAGUCAAUCUUAGGACAGCUCGAAUGGUACAUCACCGUUCCAACGCCGUAUGUGUUCCUUGCGCGUUACGUCAAAGCCUCUGUUCCUUGCGACGAAGUGAUGGAGAACAUGGUGUUUUACCUGGCCGAGCUCGGGCUUAUGCAGUAUCCGCUAGUGGUCUCAUACCUUCCGUCUAUGUUGGCGGCUUCUGCCGUUUUCGCUGCCCGAUGCAUUAUCGAUGGGAAACCCUUUUGGACCGAGACCCUGAAGCACCACACAGGCUACUCGGAAGAUGAGUUAACGGAAUGUGCAAAGACGCUGAUGAAGUUACAUGCUUCAGCUUCAGAAAGCAAGCUUAGAGCAGCCUACAAGAAAUACUCUGUCCCAGAAAACGGUGCCGUUUCACUUCUCGUACACAAGGACUUGUCUGUUUCUUGCUCGUGAAGAAACUAACCCUAGUUUGUCCUGACAUGGGCAAUGCGAGUGAUGCAAUGUCUCUUUAUUUUGGCUUAUGAGAGAUAUUCCUCUAUAUUCUUUCUUUUGGAUUUGGGGGUUGCUUUGGAAAACUUGUGUAAAUUGAUUUCACAUAGUUUUUUGUUUCCAUGUUUGCUUUGGACAUCUUUUGAAUUUCACUUACUUCUUGUAAACCUCUUCGUAUGAUCGAAAGUUUUAUGUGAUUUA